ACCCUUCAAACCGAAACUCGAGCCUGUAGCUCACAGAUUCUCAGCUUUCGCCAUGGCCCUCAGCGAUGCUGACGUGCAAAAGCAGAUUAAGCACAUGAUGGCAUUUAUUGAACAAGAAGCCAAUGAGAAGGCAGAAGAAAUAGAUGCAAAGGCAGAAGAAGAGUUCAACAUUGAGAAAGGUCGUCUUGUGCAAACCCAAAGACUGAAGAUUAUGGAAUAUUAUGAAAAGAAAGAAAAGCAGAUUGAGCAGCAGAAGAAAAUUCAGAUGUCCAAUUUGAUGAAUCAAGCAAGACUGAAAGUCCUCAGAGCGAGAGAUGACCUUAUCUCAGACCUACUCAAUGAAGCAAAACAGAGACUCAGCAAGGUGGUGAAAGAUACAACCAGGUACCAAGUGCUGCUGGAUGGACUGGUCCUCCAGGGUUUAUACCAGCUGCUGGAACCCCGAAUGAUUGUUCGUUGCCGGAAACAGGAUUUCCCUCUGGUAAAGGCUGCGGUGCAAAAAGCAAUCCCUAUGUACAAAAUCGCCACCAAAAAAGAUGUUGAUGUUCAAAUUGAUCAGGAGGCCUACCUGCCUGAGGACAUAGCUGGUGGUGUUGAAAUCUAUAAUGGGGAUCGUAAAAUAAAGGUUUCCAACACCCUUGAAAGCCGCCUGGAUCUCAUAGCUCAGCAGAUGAUGCCUGAGGUACGCGGAGCCUUGUUUGGUGCUAACGCCAACAGGAAGUUUUUGGACUAA
This is a messenger RNA of Chrysochloris asiatica (Cape golden mole), 733 nucleotides long. RefSeq names its product ATPase, H+ transporting, lysosomal 31kDa, V1 subunit E1 (gene ATP6V1E1). Gene Ontology annotation, biological process: proton transmembrane transport. Gene Ontology annotation, molecular function: proton-transporting ATPase activity, rotational mechanism. Gene Ontology annotation, cellular component: proton-transporting two-sector ATPase complex, catalytic domain. The transcript has 9 exons. The record is from RefSeq and is a predicted model, not a curated record. Lineage: Eukaryota; Metazoa; Chordata; Mammalia; Afrosoricida; Chrysochloridae. The coding region runs from base 53 to 733 and encodes 226 amino acids.